UGCGUGUUUGUAAGCUGCUGCAUUAUUCGGUAGAAUCUUGGGGGGUUUUUUGUGAUCGUUAUUGUAAUGUUCACAGUCAUGCUACAUCCAUAUUAACGUCGAUCUAAAAUGACCUUGCUGUAAAUUUACAAUUUACGUGCGUUUGAAUAAUGAAUAAAAUCGGAGACCCUCCCCGAUAUCUGAUAAAAUAACCACAUCCGCAUGUGCUCCAAGUAAUGUGCAACACUUCAAAAUUCCGGCCAAAAACCUGCCCCAAAAUAAGCUUUCAGCGGGAUCUUUUAGCCGCAUGAAUUAAAUAUCCCCAGUGGAAAAAAAGAUGGAUUGCAUUUAUGUUUUACAGGUUCCACAACGCUAUGCACAGCUUUACAGGAAACAUCUGUUAUCAUCGGGUGUUUUAGAUCUCCAGUACUGUUUACAGAAACACUCUAACGGAACAGUAACUUUGCCUGUCCGACCCUCAGCUCUACCCCGCCUUGACCUGCGAGCUCUUCAGGACUCUGUAGCUCAGGGCAGUUCUUGUGAGCUCUUUAAAACACAGGUUCCUUGCCGGUCAAAAAAGGGAAAAGCUAGGUCUUGUCGAGAGAGCAUUGUACAGAGUGUGCAGAUGCUGUUGGCAGCCAAAGGAAAGCAACUGAAUAAGGAAUUAGAAGAUGACAUCCCCAAUGGAUACCAACGUCAUGGAGAUUUGGUUCUGUUUAGUGAAGGGUGCUUUUCUCAGGCAAUCUGGAGAGAAAUUGGAUCUGAACUGUGGCUGGCAGUUGCCAGUGCGCUGGGAGUGAAGCGUGUAGCACAGAUGAAACGAAUUUCUCAGGAUGGUUAUCGAACACCCACGGUAACAAUACUACUGGGGGACAGCAGCUAUGUAACACACAUCGAUAACCACAUCAGGUAUGAAUUUGAUGUCACCAAGUGCAUGUUCUCCUUUGGAAACAUCACGGAGAAACUGAGGAUUGCAUCCUUUGACUGCACUGGCGAGACUGUGGUUGAUCUGUAUGCAGGGAUUGGCUACUUCACCCUUCCGUACCUGGUGCACGCCAAUGCCGCCCAUGUGCACGCAUGUGAGUGGAACCCAGAUGCAGCUGCGGCCCUGAGGACGAACCUGCAGCUUAAUAAAGUAGCGAACCGUUGCACAGUGCAUGAAGGAGAUAACAGACAACUCUCCCUCAGUGACCUGGCAGACAGAGUGAAUCUUGGCCUGCUUCCAAGCUCCGAGGAGGGCUGGCCAGUGGCAUGCCGUCUCCUGAGGAGGGACGUCGGUGGGAUAAUGCAUAUCCACCACAACAUUACCACUCCUCUCCACCGUGGGACACGUGAGGAGUCUGACACCCUGGAGACAGCUUCAUCAGAGGAGGAGGAGGAGCAAGAGAGAGCUGCAGAAGGUUCUCUGAAGCACCUAGAGAUCAUCCAGGCGUGGAACGCCUGGGCUCAUAAGGCAGCCGGCCGCAUUGGCACACUUUUGAGAGACAUCACCAUGGACACUUGGAUUACCACAAUUAAGCGCAUAGAGCACGUGAAGUCAUAUGCACCACAUGUCAGUCACAUAGUGUUGGAUUUGGAGUGUAAACCAGCAAAAUAAGUUGAUAGACAAAUUUGCUUAAUUUUCAUAAUUAAAAAUAAAUGAAUAUAUUACUGGCUCUUUGAACAUGUUAUAUACCGAUAACAGAUAAUAGUCAUCCUCACUGGGGCUCUUUGCUCGGCAGCGUUUAUUUGAAUAUUCAGGUGAGCAGAAGAAUAAAUUAUUUUGU
Messenger RNA from Electrophorus electricus (electric eel), 1745 nucleotides. RefSeq names its product tRNA wybutosine-synthesizing protein 2 (gene tyw2). Gene Ontology annotation, molecular function: tRNA methyltransferase activity. NCBI's taxonomy places the organism in Eukaryota, Metazoa, Chordata, Actinopteri, Gymnotiformes, Gymnotidae. Gene Ontology annotation, biological process: wybutosine biosynthetic process; tRNA methylation. Gene Ontology annotation, cellular component: cytoplasm. The record is from RefSeq and is a predicted model, not a curated record.